Messenger RNA from Prunus avium (sweet cherry), 1590 nucleotides. Lineage: Eukaryota; Viridiplantae; Streptophyta; Magnoliopsida; Rosales; Rosaceae. The record is from RefSeq and is a predicted model, not a curated record.
AUGAAGGUGCCAACCUCUAAAGCAAUAUUAUUCUUUGUUCUCUCAGUCCUUCUGUCCUCAGUCUCAUGGGCAACUGCCUAUGCGGAUCUCAAUGACUUCCUUCAGUGCCUUCCCAAAUUUUCUGAGUCCUCCUACCCAAUCAUUGAAACCAUUUACACACAAAAAAAUACCUCUUUUCAAUAUGUUUUGAAUGCAUACAUAAAAAACCGCAGAUAUUCAACACCUACGAUUCCAAAACCAAUGGCUAUUAUUGCAGCCAUGCAUGAAUCUCAUGUCCAAGCAACUGUGGUUUGUGCAAAACAACAUGCUUUGCAUAUUAGAAUCCGGAGCGGUGGCUACGAUUACAAGGGCCUAUCAUACGUUUCAUCUGUCCCAUUUAUCAUUCUUGACAUGUUUAAUCUUCGAUCAAUUGAAAUAAAUGUCACAGAUGAAAGCGCUUGGGUUCAAGCUGGUGCCACGGCAGGCGAACUUUAUUACAAAAUUGCUGAGAAAAGUAAGGUUCAUGGAUUUCCGGCUGGAGUUUGCCCAACUGUUGCGACUGGUGGCCUUAUUAGUGGUGGCGGGUAUGGUCCUACAAUGAGAAGAUUUGGGCUUUCAGCGGAUAAUAUUGAAGAUGCUAAGCUAGUUAAUGUGAAUGGCACAAUUCUUGAUAGAAAUUCAAUGGGAGAAGAUCUUUUUUGGGCCAUUAGAGGAGGUGGUGGAGCAAGCUUUGGAGUCAUUCUUUCAUGGAAGAUUAAGUUAGUUCGAGUUCCAGCUAAAGUAACUGUGUUCAAUGUUACAAGAAGCAUUGAACAAGGUGCCCUAGACGUCCUUUACCGAUGGCAAUACGUUGCUCCUAAGCUGCCUAAAAACACCUACAUAAGAGCAACUUCGCAAGUCAGUAAUGGAGAGGGGAAGAAAAAGGACGUGGAAGUCUCAUUCGUUGGUCACUUUUUGGGACAAAUUGAUGAGCUUCUUCGGUUGAUAAAUGAGAGCUUCCCUAAACUUGGUUUACAGCGCAAAGACUGCUUCGAAAUGAGUUGGGUAGAAUCCACUGUAUUUUGGGCUGGCUACCCAAUUGGAACUCCCAUCAAUGUUCUACUUAACAUGACAAAUAUGCCAACAUUCUUCUUCAAAAGUAAGUCCGAUUAUGUGAAAGAACCAAUUCCAAAAGAAGGAAUAAAAUCCAUUUGGCAAAUGGUGCAUAAGAUCGAGAAAGUGUAUGUGCAAUGGAACCCUUAUGGUGGAAGAAUGGAUGAGAUUGCUGCCUCAGCCACUCCAUUCCCUCACAGAGCUGGAAACCUAUUCAAGAUUCAGUAUUAUAUGUCUUGGACAGAGGAAGGAAUUGAUACUACCAACAAGUACCUCAGCUUCUCGAGAAAAUUGUACGAAGCGAUGACUCCAUUUGUCUCCAAGAACCCAAGAGAGGCCUUCCUAAACUACAGGGAUAUUGAUAUUGGCGCUAAUCUUCAUAAUCAGACAGAGUUUGACAUUGCUAGGGUUUAUGGCAGCAAGUGUUUUAAAGAUAAUUUUGAUAGAUUGGUACGUGUGAAAACCGUGGUUGAUCCUCAAAAUUUCUUCAGGAAUGAACAAAGUAUACCACCUCUUUAG